AAAGCUAACUUGAACGCAUGGGCUUCACAAAGAAAAGUGGAUGCUAACUUACUAGGAACCAUUAUUCAUGACCAGUGUUUCCUCACCGCUAUUUAUACAAACGGACUAGUUACUGUUGGAGUACGCGCACCGUGUAACGCCUCCCAAAUAAUUCGAAGUGACGGUUGAUGUGUUAGUAAAACCCUGGAGACAACCAUGACUUCCCUGGGGAGCAGCAGUUCCUCAGCCACAGAAUACACAGUGCGAGUCCCCAAAAACACCAGCAAGAAGUACAACCUCAUGGCUUUCAAUGCAGGAGACAAAGUCAACUGUUCAACCUGGACACAGGCUCGUAUGGAAAGAGACAUGAGUGGCCGGCGGAUAUAUGGGGACGAAGAGACGGCAGAUGGCGCAGCUGGCAGUGAGUUUGGCAAAAAGCAGCGCGAGGAAGCGCGGCGGAAGAAGUUUGGUAUCGUCAAACGAGAGUUCAAAGUGGAGGAUCAGCCCUGGAUUCUCAAGGUCAAUGGCAAGGCUGGCAAGAGGUUCAAAGGUCUAAAGAAAGGCGGUGUUACAGAAAAUGCAUCCUACUACAUCUUUACCCAGUGUCCUGAUGGAGCUUUUGAGGCCUUCCCUGUCCACGGCUGGUACAACUUUACACCGCAGGCCAAGCACCGAACCCUGACUGCUGAGGAGGCUGAGGAGGAGUGGGGCAGAAGAAACAAGGUGGUGAAUCACUUCAGCAUCAUGCUUCAGAGACGUUUCCGGGAGCAGGAGCGUGGUGGUGACGAUGAUGACGAUGAGAAUGAGAAGUCGGGAAAGAAGAAAAAGAAGGGGGGUGGCAGAGGGGGCGAUCUGCGCAUUCACGACCUGGAGGAGGACUUGGAGAUGAGCAGCGAUGACAGUGACAGCAGUCUGGGGGACGAUGGAGAGAGUAAGACAAAGUCGAAGAAAGACACGGGGAAAGGAAAAGCAAAGAAGAAGAAGAAGAGAAAGAGCAGCGACAAAGAGGCCUUGGAGGACAGCGAUGACGGUGACUACGAGGGUCUAGAGGUGGAUUACAUGUCCGAUGAAAGCAGCAGUUCAGACGAGGAGCCAGAAAAGGGAAAGAUCAGCAAAGGAGAGGAUCAUCCCAAAGGGAUCGAUGAGGCGUCCGAAAGUGAGGAAGAGAGUGAGGAGGAGAAACCAAACGAAGAGGAAGCGAAAGAGGAGGAAGAAGAAGAGGAAGGAAAGAAAACGCCGGUCCAAACAGAAAAGAAGAAGAAAAAAGACAGCAGCGGAGAGUCAGAAAGCUCAGACGACAGUGACAUCGAUGGAGAGACUGCCUCUGCUCUGUUCAUGAAGAAGCGCACGCCUCCUAAACGUGGAGGACGUGGCUCUGCAGGCAGCUCCAGGACUGGCAGUCGCCCCGGUACCCCAUCCAUCGACUCUGCCUCCACCUCCAACACGCUCCGAGCUGCUGCCAGCAAGCUAGAGCAAGGUAAGAGACCGACUCCGGGUCCCAGCGCUGACUCUCCAGCUGCAAAAAGGCUAAAAAUGGAGCCCAGCAGUCAGAGCCCUGCUCCCUCUGGGAAGAGUACGCCUCAGCCACCAUCAGGCAAAUCCACUCCUAGCUCCAGUGAUGUGCAGCUAACAGAGGAAGCAGUCCGGCGAUACCUGAUCCGUAAACCGAUGACAACCAAAGACCUGCUGAAGAAGUUCCAGACAAAGCGGACAGGUUUGAGCAGUGAGCAGACUGUCAACGUGCUGGCACAGAUCCUGAAGCGCCUCAAUCCGGAGCGCAAGAAUGUGAACGACAAAAUGCACUUCUACCUCACUGAAUAAGCGAUGGAAGAGAGCGGAGUGGAGCGGGGGAGAAGGGGGGGGACGAUAAGCCGUGGCCCCCUGCGAGAGUGUUUGUGUCCGUUGUAAUAUCUAAAACAUGUUGUGUUGUGACGUGCCGCAGGAUCGGAAGUUGAAACUGUUAUCAAAAAGUAUUUUGUUUUAUUAGUGUUAAGCAUCCUGAAUUUGUUUUUCAUUCCCUUAAAUCUCACGUUAAAUAUUAGAAAAACAACUGGAUUUCUAGUUUUUCUCCAUGUGUGAACAGUUUAACUUGGAACUUAACUAUGAAAAUAAAAAAAAGUCUUUAACUUGUUUUACUGAGGUAGAAUUGUUUCCAAUAAAACAUCAAAUCUGAA
Molecule: messenger RNA, 2153 nt
Organism: Cyclopterus lumpus (lumpfish)
Lineage: Eukaryota; Metazoa; Chordata; Actinopteri; Perciformes; Cyclopteridae
Gene: gtf2f1
Product: general transcription factor IIF, polypeptide 1
Exons: 14
Coding region: 196-1800 (534 amino acids)
Biological process (GO): transcription initiation at RNA polymerase II promoter; positive regulation of transcription elongation by RNA polymerase II
Cellular component (GO): transcription factor TFIIF complex; nucleus
Molecular function (GO): RNA polymerase II general transcription initiation factor activity; TFIIF-class transcription factor complex binding; DNA binding
Source: RefSeq, a predicted model, not a curated record